Messenger RNA from Scleropages formosus (Asian bonytongue), 3554 nucleotides. It is a transcript of the gene polr3b, whose product is annotated as polymerase (RNA) III (DNA directed) polypeptide B. Gene Ontology annotation, biological process: DNA-templated transcription. Lineage: Eukaryota; Metazoa; Chordata; Actinopteri; Osteoglossiformes; Osteoglossidae. The coding region runs from base 40 to 3438 and encodes 1132 amino acids. The record is from RefSeq and is a predicted model, not a curated record. The transcript is spliced from 28 exons. Gene Ontology annotation, molecular function: DNA binding; DNA-directed RNA polymerase activity; ribonucleoside binding.
CAAGCGAAACGCUGCUGUUUGAAAUUAGCUCUCGGAGUCAUGGAGUUCUUUGCUCAUGAAUUUGGCAACGCAGAACCGCAGCAUCUCGCCGCUCCUGUCAACACCGUUGAGGAAAAGUGGAGACUGCUACCAGCUUUUCUGAAGGUGAAAGGCUUGGUGAAGCAGCACAUUGAUUCUUUCAACUAUUUCAUUAAUGUAGAGAUAAAGAAAAUAAUGAAAGCAAAUGAAAAGAUCACAAGCGAUGCUGAUCCAAUGUGGUAUUUGAAGUACCUCAAUAUCUAUGUGGGCAUGCCUGAUGUUGAAGAGAGCUUCAAUGUGACCAGACCGGUGUGUCCACAUGAGUGUCGUCUGAGGGACAUGACCUACUCCGCACCGAUCACAGUAGACAUUGAGUACACCCGAGGCAGCCAGCGGAUCAUUCGUAACGCGUUGCCUAUUGGAAGAAUGCCCAUCAUGCUGCGUAGCUCGAACUGCGUUCUCACAGGAAAGACGCCUGUCGAGUUCUCUAAGCUGAACGAAUGCCCCCUGGACCCAGGGGGCUACUUCAUUGUCAAGGGCCAAGAAAAAGUCAUUUUGAUCCAGGAGCAGCUGUCAAAGAACCGCAUAAUUGUAGAGCAGGACCGCAAGGGUGCCGUCGGGGCCUCUGUUACCAGCUCCACCCAUGAGAAGAAAAGCAGAACAAACAUUAUUGUCAAACAGGGCAGGUUCUAUCUUAGGCACAACACCCUAUCUGAGGAUGCUCCCAUUGCCAUCAUUUUUAAGGCAAUGGGUGUGGAAAGUGACCAGGAGAUAGUGCAGAUGAUUGGGACUGAGGAGCACGUCAUGGCUGCCUUUGCACCAAGUCUGGAGGAAUGCCAGAAGACUCAGAUCUUCACCCAAACCCAGGCCCUGAGGUUUAUUGGGAAUAAAGUGCGACGUCAGCGGAUGUGGGGAGGGCCGAAGAAAACAAAGAUGGAAGAAGCCAGGGAGUUGCUGGCAUCUACUAUUCUCACACAUGUUCCUGUGAAAGAGUUUAACUUCCGAGCCAAGUGUAUUUACUUGGCAGUUAUGGUACGCAGGGUGAUUUUGGCUCAAGGGGACAAUAAAGUGGACGACAGAGACUAUUACGGAAACAAGCGUCUGGAGUUGGCUGGACAGCUGCUGUCACUUUUGUUUGAAGACCUGUUCAAGAAAUUCAACUCGGAACUGAAGAAAAUCGCUGACCAAAUCAUCCCCAAGCAGAGAGCCGCACAAUUUGAUGUAGUCAAGCACAUGCGUCAAGACCAGAUCACCAACGGCAUGGUUAAUGCCAUUUCAACUGGCAACUGGUCACUAAAGCGUUUCAAGAUGGACCGCCAAGGCGUGACCCAGGUUCUGUCCCGUCUGUCCUACAUCUCUGCUCUUGGUAUGAUGACUCGCAUAUCAUCUCAGUUUGAGAAGACCAGGAAAGUGAGUGGGCCGCGCUCUCUGCAGCCUUCCCAGUGGGGAAUGCUGUGUCCCUCAGACACACCUGAAGGAGAGGCAUGUGGGUUGGUGAAGAACUUGGCUCUGAUGACCCAUAUUACCACUGACAUGGAGGACACACCCAUCAUCAAGCUGGCCUUCAAUCUAGGAGUUGAGGAUGUCACCUUGCUUUGUGGCGAGGAGCUGUCCUAUCCCAGUGUCUUUCUGGUCUUUCUCAAUGGUAAUAUCCUGGGGGUGAUCCGUGACCACCAAAAGCUGGUGUACACAUUCCGCCUAAUGAGACGCGCUGGGUUCAUCAAUGAGUUUGUCUCCAUCUCCACCAACCUUACGGAUCGCUGCGUCUACAUCUCCUCCGAUGGGGGACGUCUGUGCAGGCCUUACAUCAUUGUGAAGAAGGGCCACCCAGCUGUCACCAACAAACACAUUGAGGAACUAUCGCAAGGAUACAGAAACUUUGAGGAUUUUCUCCAUGAAGGCUUGGUGGAGUAUCUAGAUGUCAACGAAGAGAAUGACUGCAACAUAGCCCUCUAUGAACACAUGAUUACCAAGGAUACCACACACUUGGAAAUCGAACCAUUCACCCUCCUUGGAGUGUGUGCUGGCCUCAUCCCUUACCCGCACCACAACCAGUCCCCAAGAAACACCUACCAGUGUGCCAUGGGCAAGCAGGCUAUGGGGACAAUUGGAUAUAACCAGAGGAAUCGCAUAGACACCCUAAUGUACCUCCUGGCCUACCCUCAGAGGCCCAUGGUCAAGACUAAGACCAUAGAACUGAUAGAUUUUGAGAAGCUGCCCGCAGGCCAGAACGCCACAGUGGCGGUGAUGAGCUACAGCGGCUACGACAUUGAGGACGCGCUGGUACUGAACAAAGCUUCGCUGGACAGAGGGUUCGGGAGGUGCUUGGUGUACAAAAAUGCCAAGUGCACUUUGAAGCGCUACACCAACCAGACGUUCGACAAGGUGAUGGGUCCUAUGCUAGAUGCUGCCACUCGUAAGCCCAUUUGGCGCCACAGCAUCCUGGAUGCCGAUGGCAUCUGUUCCCCAGGUGAGAAGGUAGAGAACAAGCAGGUUCUGGUGAACAAGUCAAUGCCCACUGUCACCCAGACACCACUGGAGGGCAGCACCCAAACAGGGCAGCCACAGUACAGGGAUGUACCCAUCACGUACAAAGGCUCAACAGACUCCUACAUUGAAAAGGUGAUGAUCUCCUCCAAUGCAGAGGAUGCUUUCCUGAUCAAGAUUUUGCUGAGGCAGACCAGACGCCCAGAGAUCGGGGAUAAGUUCAGUAGCAGACAUGGCCAGAAAGGUGUCUGUGGAUUAAUUGUCCCACAAGAGGACAUGCCCUUUUGUGAUUCUGGAAUCUGCCCUGACAUUAUCAUGAAUCCUCAUGGCUACCCAUCCCGUAUGACGGUGGGGAAGCUAAUUGAGCUGCUUGCUGGCAAAGCAGGUGUUUUGGAUGGCCGGUUCCACUAUGGCACAGCCUUUGGAGGCAGCAAGGUCAAGGAUGUUUGUGAGGAUCUCAUCCGCUAUGGAUACCACUAUCAGGGGAAGGACUAUGUUACCUCAGGCAUCACUGGAGAACCACUGGAAGCCUACAUCUACUUUGGCCCAGUUUAUUACCAGAAGCUGAAGCACAUGGUUCUAGAUAAAAUGCAUGCUAGGGCCCGAGGGCCAAGAGCUGUACUCACGAGACAGCCGACUGAGGGGCGCUCCAGAGAUGGUGGUUUGCGACUCGGAGAAAUGGAGAGGGACUGUCUGAUUGGCUACGGAGCUAGCAUGCUCCUGUUAGAGCGGCUCAUGAUUUCCAGUGAUGCAUUUGAGGUGGACGUCUGUGGACAGUGUGGGCUAUUGGGAUACUCGGCGUGGUGUCACUACUGCCGUUCCUCAUGCCACGUGUCUUCACUGCGUAUUCCCUAUGCCUGCAAGUUGCUGUUCCAGGAGCUGCAGUCUAUGAACAUUGUCCCUCGUCUCAAACUGUCCCGCUACAAUGAGUGAGACGCAACAAGCCUUCAACUCAAACAAUCAUUCUCCUUUUAAGUGACAUGUUUCAACAAAGUUCUGCAGGAACAGGGUAGCUCUAUGGGUUUACACUAAAUAUUUAUGCUUGGGGU